AUGGUAGUAGCAACCUCUUAUAUUGAUUGGUUCUCAGCAAUGAGUGGGAUCAUUACGCAUCUGCAGGGAAGACACACUUUGGCAAUAAAGUACACAGAAAUUAGUCAAAUCUCUCAAACCUUUACUCUUCCGGCUCCAAUCCCUCAAUGGCCUCCAGGACAAGGUUUUGCUUCCGGACUUGUAAAUCUUGGUGAAAUAGAAGUUUUCAAGGUUACUAGGUUUGAAUUCAUUUGGAGCAACAAUGCUAUACUGGACACGAAAAAAGCUGUUACAUUCUAUAAGCCCGUGGGAAUACCUGAUAGUUUCCAUAUCCUUGGUCACUAUUGUCAACCCAGUGACAAGCCUUUACGGGGUUUUGUACUUGUCACUAGGGAAGUAAAAACUUGCUUGCCCGAAACUACUGAUAUUUACAAGCAUGAUAAGUUACCUCCUCUAAGGAAUCCCCUUGAUUUUAAGUUAGUUUGGAGUCCAAAUGCAGAAAGUCAGGAAAUGUCAAGUGGAUGUAGUUACUUUUGGCUACCCCAGCCUCCUGAAGGUUACAAAGCAUGUGGCUACUUGGUUACUAACAAACCUGACAAGCCUGAGUUAGAUGGAAUGUGCUGUGUUCGUGCUGACCUCACUGAUAAAUGUGAACCUUACCGCCUAAUACUUGCUGCUGAUUCUAGAAUUCCAGAGUUUUCAUUUCAGGUGUGGAGCUUGAGACCUUGUGACCGUGGCAUGCUGGGGAAAGGAGUUUCUGUUGGGACAUUUUUCUUCACUAGUAGCUGGAACAUGGGAAAAGAGGUUCCCAUUGCAUGCUUGAAGAAUCUAAAUGCUGUGCUGCCAGCAAUGCCAAACCUGCAACAAAUACAUGCACUUAUUAAUCAUUAUGGCCCUACUGUUUUCUUUCAUCCUGAGGAAGUUUACUUGCCAUCUUCUGUGCCUUGGUUUUUCAACAAUGGAGCCCUGUUGUACAGAAAGGACAUGUCUAAAGGAGAGGGAAUUGAUGAGACUGGCUCAAACCUACCAGGUGGGGGAACAAAUGAUGGAAAGUUUUGGAUAGACUUGCCAAGUGAUGAUCAAAGGGAUUUUCUCAAACAUGGGGACUUGAAAAGUGCAAGGCUUUAUGUUCAUGUGAAGCCAGCUCUUGGUGGAACUUUUACAGACAUUGCAAUGUGGGUUUUUUGCCCCUUCAAUGGGCCAGCUACUCUGAAAGUUGGAAUUAAGAAUAUACCAUUGAGCAAGAUUGGAGAGCAUGUUGGUGACUGGGAGCAUUUUACACUUCGUAUAUGUAACUUCACUGGAGAGCUCUAUAGUAUAUACUUCUCUCAGCACAGUGGUGGUGAAUGGUUGGAUGCCUAUGACUUGGAUUAUAUUGAUGGCAAUAAAUGUAUUGUUUACUCAUCAAAAAGUGGACAUGCAAGUUACCCUCAUCCUGGGACCUAUAUCCAAGGGUCUUCAAAACUUGGGCUUGGCAUUAGGAAUGAUGCUGCUUGUAGUAAUUUGUAUGUGGAUUCAAGUAUUCACUACGAGCUUGUUGCAGCUGAGUAUCUUGAAAAUGCUGUCACUGAACCUCAAUGGUUGCAGUAUAUGAGAGAGUGGGGCCCCAAAAUUGUUUAUGAUUCAAAAACUGAGCUGGAUAGGAUAAUCAAUGCUCUUCCUCGCAUGCUUCAAUAUUCAAUGAAGAACUUAUUUAACAAGUUUCCAGUGGAGUUGUAUGGUGAGGAAGGUCCUACAGGACCAAAAGAGAAAAAUAAUUGGAGAGGGGAUGAAAGAUGGUGAUUUUAUGCUUUUGUUCAUAUCACACUGGUUGUUGGUGAACCCACCCUGCAAAUUCUAGACUGUAAUGUUGUAAUUUUAUGUAUUCACAACAGAGAGAGUUAUGUAGUAUCUUCUUGGGUGUUUGGAUAGUGAUUUUUUCAUUAUUGAUAAAAUACUAGCAAAUAACUCAUGAUUGGAUUGAGUGAACAUUCUUAUUCCUGUAUUUAUUUAGCAUGAGACUGUACAGCUACCAUGGAGCAUGGAAUCGAGUCAAAGAUUCAUAUUCUUGUAAACACUUGCUGGAAAUGUAAUAAGGCUCUGCGCAGUUUCUUCGGUACAUUCUACAAAAGCAAUGUAACGUCUCCUACUAGGGAAAAUACCCUUUGUGUAUAGUUUUAAUUUGGGUAG
Gastrolobium bilobum is the source of this 2148-nucleotide messenger RNA. RefSeq lists its product as hypothetical. Lineage: Eukaryota; Viridiplantae; Streptophyta; Magnoliopsida; Fabales; Fabaceae. The record is from RefSeq and is a predicted model, not a curated record. Bases 1 to 1761 code for a protein of 586 amino acids. The transcript has 4 exons.